AUGAAUCUGAAAUGCUGCCCCCCAAUGUUUAGUCCUGACUCUGGGACCAGCAGGAGGCCAGUCCCUGUGCUCCUCAGAGUCCCAGCAGGAGGCCAGUCCCUGUGCUCCUCAGAGUCCCAGCAGGAGGCCAGUCCCUGUGCUCCUCAGAGUCCCAGCAGGAGGCCAGUCCCUGUGCUCCUCAGAGUCCCAGCAGGAGACCAGUCCCUGUGCUCCUCAGAGUCCCAGCAGGAGGCCAGUCCCUGUGCUCCUCAGAGUCCCAGCAGGAGGCCAGUCCCUGUGCUCCUCAGAGUCCCAGCAGGAGACCAGUCCCUGUGCUCCUCAGAGUCCCAGCAGGAGUCCAGUCCCUGUGCUCCUCAGAGUCCCAGCAGGAGAGGCCAGUCCCUGUGCUCCUCAGAGUCCCAGCAGGAGUCCAGUCCCUGUGCUCCUCAGUGUUCGAGUUGGUACAAAUGGCACUAA
Molecule: messenger RNA, 456 nt
Organism: Knipowitschia caucasica
Lineage: Eukaryota; Metazoa; Chordata; Actinopteri; Gobiiformes; Gobiidae
Source: the annotation of a GenBank genome assembly